This is a messenger RNA of Prinia subflava (tawny-flanked prinia), 8311 nucleotides long. It is a transcript of the gene FN1, whose product is annotated as fibronectin 1. The record is from RefSeq and is a predicted model, not a curated record. NCBI's taxonomy places the organism in Eukaryota, Metazoa, Chordata, Aves, Passeriformes, Cisticolidae. The transcript is spliced from 46 exons. The coding region runs from base 69 to 7511 and encodes 2480 amino acids. Gene Ontology annotation, biological process: heart development; nervous system development; cell-substrate junction assembly. Gene Ontology annotation, molecular function: proteoglycan binding; extracellular matrix structural constituent; integrin binding. Gene Ontology annotation, cellular component: extracellular region.
CGGGCAGCGGCGCCGUGCCGUCCGUCGGGCUGUCCGUGCCGAGCCGUGCCGAGCCCAGCCGUGCCAGGAUGCCGGGCCGCACCGUGUGGCGGCUGGCGCUGCUCGCCCUCUGCCUGGGGGCCGCGGCGGCGGGGGGACAGCGCCGCGGAGCCGGCGGCAAGAGCCGGCGGCAGGCGCAGACCCAAACCACGUCUCUGCCGCAGGGCACCGCCGCGCAGGGAAAGCAGACCUGCUAUGACAAUGGACGGUACUAUCAGAUAAACCAGCAGUGGGAGCGCACUUACCUGGGAAACACUCUGGUCUGUACCUGCUACGGUGGGAGCCGGGGGUUCAACUGCGAGAGCAAGCCCGAACCUGAAGAGACCUGCUUUGACAAAUACACUGGAUCCACUUACCGAGUCGGGGAGACCUAUGAGCGCCCCAAGGACUCUAUGAUCUGGGACUGUACUUGCAUUGGAGCUGGGCGUGGGAGAAUCAGCUGCACCAUUGCCAAUCGCUGCCAUGAGGGCGGCCAGUCCUACAAGAUCGGCGACACGUGGCGCCGGCCCCACGAGACGGGCGGCUACAUGCUGGAGUGUGUGUGCCUGGGCAACGGCAAGGGCGAGUGGACCUGCAAGCCUGUGGCCGAGCGGUGCUACGACAACACAGCCGGGACAUCCUACGUGGUGGGGGAGACGUGGGAGAAGCCCUACCAGGGCUGGAUGAUGGUGGACUGCACCUGCCUCGGUGAGGGCAGCGGCCGCAUCACCUGCACCUCCAGAAAUCGCUGCAACGACCACGACACCAAGACCUCCUACAGGAUUGGGGACACCUGGAGCAAGAAGGACAACCGUGGGAACUUGCUGCAGUGUGUCUGCACUGGGAAUGGCAGAGGGGAGUGGAAAUGUGAGCGGCACACGUCCCUGCACACCACCAGCACUGGCUCUGGCUCCCCCAGCAUCACCAACGUGCAGACGGCGCUGUACCAGCCGCAGCCCCAGCCACAGCCCUACGGCCAGUGCAUCACCGACAACGGCGUCGUCUACUCCGUGGGCAUGCAGUGGCUCAAGACGCAGGGCAGCCAGCAGAUGCUGUGCACCUGCCUGGGCAACGGAGUCAGCUGCCAGGAGAUAGCCGUGACCCAAACGUACGGUGGCAAUUCUGAUGGGGAGCCCUGUGUGCUGCCUUUCACCUACGACGGGAGGACCUUCUAUUCCUGCACCACUGAGGGCCGCACGGACGGGCACUUCUGGUGCAGCACCACUUCCAACUUCGAGCAGGACAGGAGAUACUCCUUCUGUACUGAGCAGAACGUUUUGGUCCAGACACGUGGUGGCAAUUCCAAUGGUGCUCUGUGCCACUUCCCCUUCCUGUACAACAACCGCAACUACACCGACUGCACCUCCGAGGGACGGAGGGACAACAUGAAGUGGUGUGGGACCACUGAGAACUACGAUGCUGACCAGAAGUUUGGGUUCUGCCCCAUGGCAGCCCACGAGGAAAUCUGCACAACCAAUGAUGGUGUCAUGUAUCGUGUUGGGGACCAGUGGGAUAAGCAGCACGACAUGGGCCACAUGAUGAGAUGUACCUGUGUAGGAAAUGGCCGUGGAGAAUGGACCUGCAUUGCCUAUUCACAGCUCAGAGACCAGUGCAUUGUGGAUGGCAUCACCUACGACGUGAACCAGACGUUCCACAAGCGUCACGACGAGGGGCACAUGCUGAACUGCACCUGCUUUGGCCAGGGCCGGGGGAGGUGGAAGUGUGACCCUGUUGACCAGUGCCAGGACUCGGAAACCCGCACCUUCUACCAGAUUGGAGACUCCUGGGAGAAGUACGUCCACGGGGUCAGGUACCAGUGCUACUGCUAUGGCCGUGGCAUUGGAGAAUGGCACUGCCAGCCUCUGCAGACCUACCCAGGGUCUACUGGGCCUGUUCAGGUGAUCAUCACAGAGAGCACAAAUCAGCCAAACUCCCACCCCAUCCAGUGGAAUGCUCCUGAACGCUCUCACAUCACCCAGUACAUCUUGCGCUGGAGACCGAAAAACUCAGGCAGGCAGUGGAAGGAAGCCACCAUCCCUGGCCACCGGAACUCCUACACCAUCUCAGGCCUGAAGCCUGGUGUGAUCUAUGAGGGACAGCUCAUCAGUGUGCAGCAGUACGGCCACAAAGAAGUCACCCGCUUUGACUUCACCACAACCAGCACCACAGCAGUGACCAGCAACACUGUUUCAGGAGAGACAACUCUCCUUCCUCCCGUGGUCGCUACUUCCGAAUCUGUCACCGAAAUCACAUCCAACAGCUUUGUUGUCUCCUGGGUUUCUGCUUCUGACACUGUUUCUGGAUUCCGUGUUGAGUACGAGCUGAGCGAGGAGGGCGAUGAGCCACAGUACCUUGAUCUCCCAAGCACAGCCACUUCUGUCAACAUCCCUGACUUGCUUCCUGGUCGCAAGUAUAUUGUUAAUGUCUACCAGAUCUCGGAAGAAGGAGAGCAGAACCUGAUCCUGUCCACUUCACAGACUACAGCUCCUGAUGCACCACCCGACCACACAGUGGAAAGUGUGGAUGACACAUCCAUUGUCAUCAGCUGGAGCAGACCACAGGCUCCAAUCACAGGCUACAGGAUUGUCUACGUCCCGUCUGUGGAAGGCAGCAGCACAGAGCUCAACCUGCCUGACACUGCCACCUCUGUGACACUCAGUGACCUGAUGCCAGGGGUUCAGUACAACAUCAGCAUCUAUGCAGUGGAAGAGAACCAGGAGAGCACUCCUGUCUUCAUCCAGCAGGAAACCACUGGGGUCCCACGCACAGAUGAGGUGCCUUCCCCCAGAGAUCUGCAGUUUGUGGAGGUUUCUGACAUCAAGAUCACCAUCAUGUGGACACCACCACAGAGCCAAGUGUCCGGCUACCGGGUGGAGGUGAUCCCCGUCAACCGCCCUGGCCAGCACGGCCAGAGGCUGCCCCUCACCAGGAGCUCUUUUGCUGAAGUCAUUGACCUGAUCCCAGGAACAACCUAUCUCUUCAAGAUCUUUGCUGUGAACCAGGGCAGGGAGAGCAAACCUUUGACUGGGGAGCAAACCACCAAGCUGGAUGCCCCCACCAACCUGCGGUUCCUCAACACCACGGAGCACUCGGUGCUGGUGCUGUGGACGCGGCCCCGCGCCAUCAUCACGGGCUACAAGCUAACAGCAGGGCCCACCAGAGGAGGGCAGCCCCGCACCUACAACGUGGGGCCCUCUGCCACCAAGUACCAGCUCAGGAACCUGCAGCCUGGCACCGAGUACACCGUGUACCUCGUGGCCGUGAAGGGCGACCUGCAGAGCAACAGAGAGACCGGGGUCUUCACCACCUAUCAGCCUGCUGGCUCUGUUCCUCCCUUUAACACAGAAGUGACUGAGACCUCCAUUGUCAUCACCUGGACACCUGCCCCAAGGAUUGGUUUCAAGCUGGGAGUGCGCCCGAGCCAGGGCGGGGAGGCGCCGCGGGAGGUGAUCUCGGACUCGGGCAGCAUCGUGAUCUCGGGGCUGACCCCCGGCGUGGAGUACACCUACAGCCUCACCGUGCUGAUGGACGGCCAGGAGAGAGACACCCCCAUCGUCAGGAGAGUCACCACACCACUGGCUCCACCGACCAGCCUGCGCCUCAGGUCCAGCCCUGACACCGGCAUCCUGAUAGUCUCCUGGGAGAGAAGCACAUCUCCAGGCAUCAGCGGCUACCGCGUGACCACUGCGCCCACCGAUGGGCAGCAGGGCUCUACCCUGGAGGAGGUGGUGGGUGCAGAUCAGACCACCUGCACCUUUGAGAACCUCAACCCUGGCGUGGAGUACAACGUCAGCGUCUACUCUGUCAAGGGUGACCAGGAGAGCGUCCCCAUCUCAGAAACCAUCACACCAGAGGUGCCCCAGCUCACUGACCUAAGCUUUGUUGACAUAACUGACUCGAGCAUCGGCCUGAGGUGGACCCCGUUAAAUGCCUCCGCCAUUAUUGGGUACCGCAUCACAGUAGUUGCGGCAGGAGAAAGUGUCCCCAUUUUUGAAGAUUUUGUGGACUCCUCAGUAGGAUACUACACAGUGACAGGCUUGGAGCCGGGCAUUGAUUACGACAUCAGCGUAAUCACGCUCAUUAAUGGCGGAGAGAGCGCCCCUACCACUCUGACACAGCAAACGGCUGUGCCUCCUCCCACUGACCUGCGCUUCACUAACGUGGGGCCUGACACCAUGAGGGUGACGUGGACUGCCCCGACCUCCAUCGUGCUGAGCGGUUUCCUGGUGCGCUACUCCCCCGCCAAGAAGGAGGAUGAUGUUGCGGAGGUGACGGUCUCACCCUCAGGCAACAUGGUCAUCUUAACAAACCUGCUCCCUGGCACUGAGUAUCUGGUGAGAGUCUACAGCGUUGCUGAGCAGCAUGAGAGCGCACCUUUGUACGGAGUCCAGAAAACAGGCAUUGAUUCCCCCACGGGCCUGGACUUCUCGGAUAUAACAGCGAACUCCUUCACGGUGCACUGGAUCGCGCCCCGUGCCACCAUCACGGGCUACAGGAUCCGCUACCACCCGGAGCAGGGCGGGGGCCGGCCCAAGGAGGAGCGUGUGCCCCCCUCCAGGAGCUCCAUCACCCUCACCAACCUGCUGCCAGGCACCGAGUACGUGGUCAGCAUCAUCGCCCUCAGCGGCAGGGAGGAGAGCCUGCCCCUGGUCGGCCAGCAGACAACAGUGUCUGAUGUUCCAAGGGACCUGGAAGUCACCCCUACAAGCCCCACCAGCCUCAGGAUUUCCUGGGAUGCUCCUGCAGUGACAGUCAGAUACUACAGGAUCACUUACGGUGAAACAGGUGGAAGCAGCCCAGUACAGGAGUUCACAGUGCCUGGCACUGUGUCUACUGCCACCAUCACUGGCAUCAAGCCUGGUGUUGAGUACACCAUCACUGUGUAUGCUGUCACUGGCCGUGGAGACAGCCCUGCCAGCAGCAAGCCGGUCACUGUCACCUACAGAACAGAAAUAGACACACCAUCCCAGAUGCAAGUCACCGAUGUCCAGGACAACAGUAUCAGCAUCAGAUGGCUCCCUUCAACAUCCCCAGUCACAGGCUACCGGGUGACUGCUGUCCCCAAGAAGGGACAUGGGCCCACAAAAACCAAAAAUGUCCCUGCAGAUCAAACUCAGGUCACUAUUGAAGGUCUGCAGCCCACAGUGGAGUACGUGGUCAGUGUCUUUGCUCAGAAUCAGAACGGGGAGAGCCAGCCCUUGGUUCACACAGCUGUCACCAACAUUGACCGCCCUAAAGGACUAACAUUCACUGAGGUGGAUGUUGAUUCCAUCAAAAUUGCUUGGGAAAGCCCUCAGGGGCAAGUCACCAGGUACAGGGUGACCUACUCAAGCCCUGAGGAUGGAAUCCAUGAGCUAUUGCCGGCCCCAGGGGGCGAAGAAGACACUGCUGAGCUGCAUGGCCUCAGGCCAGGUUCUGAGUACACUAUCAAUAUCGUUGCCAUUUACGAUGACAUGGAGAGCCUGCCCCUCACUGGGACCCAGUCCACAGCAAUUCCACCUCCAACAAACCUGAAGUUUACUCAGGUAACUCCCACCAGUCUCACCAUCAACUGGAAUGCCCCCAACGUUCGCCUCACUGGCUACAGAGUCAGAGUGAACCCCAAAGAAAAGACUGGUCCUAUGAAAGAAAUCAACCUUUCUCCAGACAGCACAUCUGCAGUCGUGUCUGGCUUGAUGGUAGCAACCAAGUAUGAAGUGAGUGUGUACGCCCUGAAGGACUCCCUGACCAGCAGACCAGCCCAGGGGGUGGUCACAACCCUUGAAAAUGUGAGCCCCCCUCGCCGGCCCCGGGUGACAGAUGUCACCGAGACAACCAUCACCAUCACCUGGAGGACCAAGACCGAGACCAUCACCGGCUUCCUGGUGGAGGCCGUCCCCGCGGGCGGCCAGAGCCCCAUUCAGAGGACCAUCCCCCCUGAGCACAGGAGUUACACCAUCACUGGCUUGCAGCCUGGCACUGACUACAAGAUCUACCUGUACACUCUGAACGAGAACGCACGCAGCUCCCCGGUGGUUCUGGAUGCCUCCACUGCUAUCGAUGCUCCUUCUAACCUGCGCUUCCUCACAACCACGAGCAACUCCCUGCUGGCCACCUGGCAGCCUCCCCGGGCCAAGAUCACGGGCUACAUCAUCAGAUAUGAGAAACCUGGCUCCCCAGUCAAGGAGGUCCUGCCUCGGCCCCGGCCCGGCACCACCGAGGCCACCAUUACUGGUUUGGAACCUGGCACUGAAUACAUCAUCUACAUCAUUGCUGUGAAGAACAGUCAGAAGAGUGAACCUCUGGUUGGCAGAAAAAGGACAGAUGAGCUUCCCACGUUGAUUAGCAGACCCCACCCCAACCAGCCCGACAUCCUGGAUGUGCCCUCCAUCGACGAGGGGACCCCUUACCUGACGAACAACAGGUACGACAACGGCAACGGCAUCCAGCUCCCGGGCUCCUCGGGCCACCCGCACACCGUGGGGCACCAGGGCCAGCAGGUGUUCUUCGAGGAGCACGGCUACCGGCGGCCCGGGCCCACCACGGCCGCGCCGCUGCGGCCGGGCUCGCGGCGCCCGCUGCCCAGCGUGGACGAGGCCAUCGAGAUCCCGGGCUACCAGGUGCCCGUGGUGGUGGAGCCGUCGUACCCGCACUCGCGCGGGCCGCGGCGCAACGACAGCGCGGGCCAGGAGGCGCUGUCCCACACCACCAUCUCCUGGAGGCCGCUGCUGGAGAGCUCCGAGUACAUCAUCUCCUGCCAGCCCGUCAGCCAGGACGAGGACACCCUGCAGUUCAGGGUUCCUGGUACUUCCUCCAGUGCCACGCUCAAGGGCCUCACAAGAGGGGCCACCUACAACAUCAUAGUGGAAGCCCUGAAGGAUCACCGCAGGCAGAAGGUGCUGGAGGAGGUGGUCACAGUUGGCAAUACUGUGUCUGAAGGAUUAAACCAGCCAGCUGACGACACCUGCUUUGAUACUUACACUGGCUCCUUCUAUUCCAUUGGCGAGGAAUGGGAGCGCUUGUCUGAAACUGGCUUUAAGCUCUGGUGCCAGUGUUUGGGCUUUGGCAGUGGCCAUUUCAGAUGUGACUCCUCUAAGUGGUGCCAUGACAAUGGAGUGAACUACAAGAUUGGGGAGAAGUGGGACAGGCAAGGGGAGAAUGGCCAAAUGAUGAGCUGCACCUGCCUUGGGAAUGGAAAAGGAGAAUUCAAGUGUGAACCUCAUGAGACCACGUGCUACGACGACGGGAAGAUGUACCACGUUGGGGAGCAGUGGCAGAAGGAGUACUUUGGGGCCAUCUGCUCCUGCACGUGUUACGGGGGGCAGCAGGGCUGGCGCUGUGACAACUGCCGCAGGCCCAGUGUGGAGGUGGCCCCCGAGGGCUCUGCUGGCCACACCUACACACAGUUCACGCAGAGGUACCACCAGGCCACCAACACUAACGUCAACUGCCCCAUUGAGUGUUUCAUGCCCCUAGAUGUACAGGCAGACACACAACAUCCACGGGGAAAGUAACAUCGAGCAAGACUCCUUGCGGCCAUGGCAACAGACAGACCAAAGCAUAAAUCCCUGUGUGCCACGAUUUCCAUCCAAACUGGAGUGAUGCUAGCAAAACUGCAUCUAGGGAGAAUGGCCCCCUGCUCCGGGGCCGUUUUCCCAGCUUAAGCUCAACUCACAGCUUCUCCAAGCGCCACUCUUGGAGUGUUUCAGACUUUUCUCAUGAUUGGUAGCGAUUGUCUUGGUUUUGCUCAAAGUGCUGAAUUUCCAGUCGAUAUUUUCAAAUUGAAAGGGGGCAAAAAGAAGGAAAAAAAAACAAGGGAGGAGGGGAGAGGUGACAAAUCACAAAUUUGGUGGGGGAUCAAAAUGCUACGGGGGAGGGAGGGUGUAUAAAUUCAGAGUUCCCCUGCUAGGCAAGAACAUUUGAGUACAACAAUACUGAGGUUUAGGGAUAGGAAAGUCCACCAAACACUUCUGCUUUCACAUAAGCAUGCAGCCAGCAAUAAGAUAGGAACAGCAAAUCCAAUCACUGUGAUAUUUAAGAUAUGCACAGUCCUAAUUCUUUCUUGAUGAUCCUAGUAUUUUUCUAGCUGUAUCUUUAUAUCUCAUACUGUUAUUUAUCAGUUUUGUUCCCCUGACCUUCAAGUGUUUUUAUAUGGGAAUAAAAUGUAUGGAAGACACUUAGUAUGCAGUUGACAAAAGAGGAAUUUGGUGUAAUUAUGAUCAGUGAUUAUUUUUAUACUGUAAGUGCCAAAGCUUUACUACUGUGGAAAAGAAAAAAAACCCAACUCUUUUAAUAAAAAGAUUUACAAACCAGA